This is a messenger RNA of Salvelinus namaycush (lake trout), 1134 nucleotides long. Its product is annotated as guanine nucleotide-binding protein G(I)/G(S)/G(O) subunit gamma-2. Gene Ontology annotation, molecular function: G-protein beta-subunit binding. Bases 288 to 503 code for a protein of 71 amino acids. Gene Ontology annotation, cellular component: heterotrimeric G-protein complex. The record is from RefSeq and is a predicted model, not a curated record. Lineage: Eukaryota; Metazoa; Chordata; Actinopteri; Salmoniformes; Salmonidae. The transcript has 4 exons. Gene Ontology annotation, biological process: G protein-coupled receptor signaling pathway.
UGAGAGAGUGUGUGUGUAUGAGCGCGCCUGCCUGCCUUCCUGCUAGCCUGCCUGACUGUGUGUGUGUGUGUGUGUGUGAGAGAGGGAGAGUCAGUAAGCGUGUGGAUACUACUCCACCAGACUGCAUGUCUCUGGCGUCACUAGGGGAGCAGCACACACAUUACAGAGAGUAGGGCUGAACCAGAGUUCUGACAGAACUGCAGGCCAGGAGGACACCAGGACAGUGUGCGGCGGAGUGAGCAGACAAGACAGACAGACUACACAAGGCCUAGCUCAGAAGCCCCAUCAUGGCGUCCAACAACACAGCAAGCAUCGCCCAGGCCAGGAAACUGGUAGAGCAGCUGAAGAUGGAGGCCAACAUCGACAGGAUAAAGGUGUCCAAAGCAGCAGCAGACUUAAUGUCCUACUGCGAAGCCCAUGCCAAAGAGGACCCUCUCCUGUCGCCGGUGCCCGCAUCCGAAAACCCUUUUAGGGAGAAGAAGUUCUUCUGUGCCAUCCUGUAAACAGGAUGUGGUUUAUUUGGUCUGCUCAUCUUGGGACAUGAACGAGGACGUUCAAUACGUAGACAUCUUCUAACAGGAGGGCUUGGUGAAGUACUAGUGCCCCUUUCUCUACAAUGGCACCUAAAGAGUGCAAUUAAAAACCACAGAGUAACACGUAACCAUUUACAGCGGUUAAGGGGUGUGCAGCAUGUUUGAUGGGUCCAUCUGUGUAGUCAGAUUACAACAGAAGAUAAGUGUGGUUAUCCACCCAAAAACAUGAUGGACAACCAAUCAACCAAGUCUUCAGGUUGUGUUGGUUUUUUUUUUAAAUGAAGGAAAAAACAACAAAAUAUUGUGUGGUUCUUUUGGAACUUGAAAUCCAAGUGUUAUGUUCAAUGGUUUGUGGUGGGUUGGGUAGUGUAGGUGUGCUGGCUAAGUGAGCUGCUUACCACGAGAUAUUACCACCUGUUUAUCUGAAUGUUUUUAUUUUUGUUGUUUAUUUCAUGUGGAUUUUGAUUCUGAGGUUCAUUGGUUUGGCUAUGUCACUUAGAUAUCUUUGUAUUACUGUACAGUACUAGUCAAAAGUUUGGACACACCUACUCAUUCAAGGGUUUUUAUUUAUUUUUAAUAUUUUCUACAUUGUAGAAUAAUA